Paramuricea clavata is the source of this 2422-nucleotide messenger RNA. Lineage: Eukaryota; Metazoa; Cnidaria; Anthozoa; Malacalcyonacea; Plexauridae. The record is from the annotation of a GenBank genome assembly.
AUGAAUAAUCAGAAUUAUGUUUUCUGUAGCAUCUAUUUUCCAUCAACGAACAGUAACUUGGCUGAUUUUAUCGACACUCUAACUUGCCUUAAUGCAGUGUGCACUCAAUUAAGUUACAGAGAAGAGCAAAUCAUUAUUGCAGGCGAUUUUAACGUACAUGUAUCGGAUCCACGUUCAGGUCAACGGGAAAAUAAUAGAAGAAAACUACUCCUUGAAAUGUUUGCUGAAUUUGAUAUGUUUCCAGUUAACGUGGAUAUGCUCUGUAUGGGUCCGCUGUUCACGUAUUACUCAAGUUGUGGUAACAGUGUUGUUGAUUACAUUUUUGCGAGUAGGAACAUCGAAAGAAUUGUAAAGUGUGUUAAAGUUGGCGACGAACAUCUGUGCAAUAAUUUAUCUUAUCAUCUGCCGUUGAUUGCUAGCAUUGAAAUUUCUGCUGGUAUAAACUGCCAUGAAUCAUCUAAUAAUUUAGAGAACGAGUAUGAACGAAUUGCGUGGAGAAAAUGUGCUUCGGAACAAGUACUAGAAUAUCAAAGGAGAUUAUAUGAUACAAUCAUAACAAUGGAUGAUACUUUAUACAUCAGUAAUGACGUUGAGAACUAUUAUCGGUUGGUCUGUCGCAGCGUAAAAAGCAGCGACAAGUGUCUACCUCGUGCGAAGUAUAAGAAGUCCAUCAAGCCCUACUGGAAUAAUGAACUCAAGCGAUUAAAGACAGCUUGCAUGGAGCUUCAUAAGAAAUGGACCUCAGAAGGACGUCCAAGAGGAGAACAGUAUGAAAGUUUUCGGUUAUACAAAGAUGCAAAGCGUCUAUUCAGGAAGGAACAACGUAAAAUGGUACGAAAAACAGAGGAGAAUGAUUUCAAAGAGCUUAAUGAGGCUUCCGAGAUCGAUCACAUCAAGUUUUGGAAAUAUGUAAACCGACGUAGAAAGAAGAAAAGAUCAACUAAUGUGCUCACAACGAAUGAUGGAAGAACUAUCUCAAACCCAGAAGAAAUAGCAGAUGUGUGGGCUAAUUACUAUGAAAAACUUUUAACUCCUGAGGAAAAUACAAAUUUUGAUGAUGACUUCAGGGAGUAUAUCGAUAUCGAGGUUAGUGACAUAACAAAAAACUCCUUAGCUGAAUUUGAUGAUAUCUUUCAGGAUCCCAUAUAUAACUUUAAAAGAGAUCGAGGAUGUGCUAACAGUAUUACCAAAUAAUAAAGCUCCCGGUGAUGAUGGCAUAACGUAUGAACAUAUUAAGUACUCUGCGGACAUUCUGGCUGCCAAGCUGCUAAUACUUUAUAAUAAGAUCAUUGAAUUGGAGGACAUUCCAAGACAAUUUAAGUUAGGAAUUAAGAUUCCAAUUCCAAAGGGAGGGAAGAGCUGUGCGUCAAAAUUCGAUGAUCACAGAGGAAUUACUCUUCUUUGUACUUUUAACAAAGUUUUCGAACGUUUAGUACUCAACAGGCUUCAAAAUAAAAUAAGAUGUCGACCCCACCCGCUUCAAUGGGCCUACCAAGCUGAGCGUGACGCCUUGACGACUUCAUUUGUUAUUGACGAGUCAACUAAGCAUUGUUGCGAGGAAAACGAUAAAGUAUUUGCCUGCUAUGUUGAUGUCUCAAAGGCAUUUGAUAAAGUAUGGAUAAAUGGUAUGUUGUUUAAACAAGAAAUCAUGGAGAAAAGUAUCUGGCAUAAUCUUGGAAAAUAUUGGCACACCGACGUUUCCAGCCUUAUUCCAAUACUAGAGGCUGCGAAGAAAGGUCAGGCUAUCGGCAUUGGUUUAGCAAAUCUGGGAUGUAGAUUUAACGGGAUGAGUCCAUUGGUGGCGACUAAGCUGUGGGCACGGAUUGCUCUGCCGAAAAUGUUGUACGGUGCUGAGUUGUGGACACUUAAUCGAGAAAAACUAUCAAAAUUGGAAAAGGUACAGAAUAUAUUUUUAAGAGUAUGUCUGGGUUUACUUAGUGGUACCUCGGGUUCAGCUGCACGUGGACUUCUUGGUCUCUGGACGGUCGGAGCAGAAAUAGACAAACGAAAGCUUCUGUUUCUCAGACGACUAAUAUGUGCAAGUGAGAACUGUGUACAUCGCAGGGUAUUCAUGAUACGACUUAAUAGAUGGAGAUGGAAUCCGAACAAAAUCACUGGUUUUGUACCAGAAUUGGUUAGAAUCUUACAGAAGUAUUGCUUGUGGGAGUAUAUGGACAAUUUUCUGCAGUCUGGAAAUUUUCCCAACAAAUCUGAAUGGAAGAAAACAGUAAUUGAGAAUAUUAAUCAUACGGAGAUUGAGUUUUGGAAGAUCAAAACGCAACGUUAUAAACAAUUAGGAUUAUACAGCCAAGUCGUAAAAGAACCAAUGCGUAACAUGUGGCUGCAGUUUGCUCUCGAAAACAGCGAGAUGGCCAACCAAGUGGCAAUUAUUGCUAAAUUCUUUGUGGGUCAUUCUUUGUGA